UCGAAUCUAUUCUGAUGUAAUGUUUGAAAUAAUAUUUGAAAUAAAAUAGAUAUCAUAGUGAAUAUCAGAUCGGUUAUUAAUUACGAUUACAAUAAUAGCGAAAUUGAUACUAUUGAAAACUUAAUAUAACAAAAGUGAAUAAUUAAUUAUUACUAAAAUUGUCAAUUAUAUUUACUAUAAAAUUAUUUCUUUUUUUUAUAUCAUUUUUUCCAAUGUGUUUAAAAUUCUGGAAUUCUAACAUGUUAUUAUAUGAUAAAACUUUGUAACAUCACAAAAUGUAAUGUAUAAUUUUUUUAUUCAUAUUAAUAAAUUUUAAUUUCUAGUUCCAAUAAAUAGGAUCUAUAUCUAUCUUUCCAAUAAACACGCUUAAUGUUAUUUAGGUUAGGUCAAAAUAUGAUCAUAUAAAGUAAAUUUAAUAUGUUCUAUUAUUUUUUAAUUAAAUUUAAAUCAUUUAUCAAAAAUUAGCAAAUUCAUAUAUUCGUAGAAACGCACUUUCACUUAUAUAGCUCAACAAGAAGAGAGAUACGCAUUUGAUUUAUCAACGUGUUAUUUAAAUAUAACCACAAUUAUCGUUCUGUAAACAUUAAACAAUUUCUGUUAUAUAAAGUAUACAUACUAUUGUUCAAGAUUUGAAAAAGUCAUUCUGUGAAAAUACCUUAAAACUUGCAUUUAUAAAAAUGCAUGAAAAUCAAUUGAAUAUAAAUGGAAAGAAAAUUUUGGUAACUGGAUUUGGACCAUUUGAUAACCAUAUUAUUAAUGCAAGUUGGGAAGCUGUGAAAGAAUUGUCUAAAUUGUGGCCUCAAUCAGAAUUAUGUAACACUCAAUUAAUUACGAAACAAAUACCUGUAUCUUAUGAAUAUGUAUCCACACAAAUAUCCAAAUUAUGGCAGGAAUAUAAUCCUAUAAUUGUUAUACAUGUAGGUGUCUCUUACAAAGCAAGUUGCUUAACCAUAGAACAUAUUGCUCACAGUACAGGCUAUGUGAGACCGGAUAUAGAUGGUAAAUGUCCUAAUGAAAUAUGUACUGUUUGUCAAAUUUUAAAAACAGACAUAAAUGUUAAUAAACUUUGUGAUAGUAUUAAUGAGAACUCAAAAGAAAGUGGAUGCAAAGCUUGCAUUUCUCAUGAUGCUGGAAGAUAUUUAUGCGAAUAUAUAUUUUAUCAAUCAUUGAAUAUCGGAACGCAAAAAACAUUAUUUGUUCAUGUUCCUGAUCUUCAUGUAUAUUCUAGCAUGCAAACUAGCAAGGGUUUAUAUGAUAUUAUAUAUUUUCUGGUUAAAAACUUAAAUGAUGAUUAAAAACAUAACGAGCAUUAUAGUAAAAAAUGUAAAAUUUUACUAUUAUCUUAUAAAAAACAAUGAUACUUAAUAUCUAAUAUUUUUAUCCUUAACAUUUAAUAUAAAUACAAUAUUGCAAAUGCAUAUUUUUGUCACUUUAUGAACCUUCCUGUUGAAAUUUUGUUCGUGUCGGUGGAAUAUUAUAUCUGAGUUCGAGAAAUUCAGGUUUUCGUAACAUUGCAGCGACGUGUCCUAAUUGUAUUGUACAGUCUGGAUUUAAAUUUGGUGGUAACAAUGUACACUCUCGUUCCAGUAUACACGCUAAACCUUCUAACAAUUCCACAAAUCCCAUGGAGGCUGCUGCUCUGCGCAACCUGUUUACUUCCUAUUAAAAAGAAGCAUAGAAUUGUUCAAAUAUUUGUCAAAAAAUAAAGAGAUGAUAUCUGAAACGUA
This is a messenger RNA of Vespula pensylvanica (western yellowjacket), 1727 nucleotides long. Its product is annotated as pyroglutamyl-peptidase 1. Bases 678 to 1295 code for a protein of 205 amino acids. Gene Ontology annotation, cellular component: cytosol. Gene Ontology annotation, biological process: proteolysis. Gene Ontology annotation, molecular function: pyroglutamyl-peptidase activity. The transcript is spliced from 2 exons. The record is from RefSeq and is a predicted model, not a curated record. Lineage: Eukaryota; Metazoa; Arthropoda; Insecta; Hymenoptera; Vespidae.